Molecule: messenger RNA, 420 nt
Organism: Trypanosoma theileri
Lineage: Eukaryota; Euglenozoa; Kinetoplastea; Trypanosomatida; Trypanosomatidae
Product: putative receptor-type adenylate cyclase
Exons: 1
Source: RefSeq, a predicted model, not a curated record
GUGUCUCUGCGGUACGCUGACUUCACUGCUGCGUUCAGUGGGAGUGUGAGUGCCGACCGCCUUGUGUUCGCGACGAGCCUGCCGCACUGGGCCGAUGAGAAGACGGAGUCCGAUACCGUACGAAAGUUCCACGCUGCUGUGACGAAUGUAACGGAGAGGACUCCUUUGUCGUUAAGAGCAUUUGCGAAUACAAGAGUGCUGGAGACUGUUUUCUUUGCACUUCAUGGUGCAUUUGGUACGGUGUUAGCUAAUUAUUUCUACAGGACAGCUGUAGUUGCACAGGAUGACAUGGUGUACGGAUCAUUUUAUGAUGAUGUUUACUGUGNGUUUCCAUGUGUGGUGGGCUCUCAUGACGGAUCUUUUGCGGUGACGUGUGUCGCUGCAGUAGGCUGCCCUUCUCUCUCUAUGUGUGUGUGGGUU